AUGGUCCAAAUCCUAAAACUUAAAAACUUCACAACUGCUGCAAGAAUUAAACUACCAAUAAACAACUACACAACAAUCCAUCCUAUAAGAUGCUUAGCCCUAAGUGCUACAAACAACUCUUUUAGAUUGAUUAAUAAAGAGUCUCAAAUCCCUCAAGAUCAAUCAACUUCAUCAACUUCGUUUGAUCGUCCAACUGUUUAUUCUGAUGGUGAAGUGGAAACUGCAGGUCCAGUUAUUUUAAGACGAACUAGAUACGAUUAG
This is a messenger RNA of Hansenula anomala, 261 nucleotides long. RefSeq lists its product as uncharacterized. Bases 1 to 261 code for a protein of 86 amino acids. The transcript is spliced from 2 exons. NCBI's taxonomy places the organism in Eukaryota, Fungi, Ascomycota, Saccharomycetes, Phaffomycetales, Wickerhamomycetaceae. The record is from RefSeq and is a predicted model, not a curated record.